This is a messenger RNA of Stomoxys calcitrans (stable fly), 5483 nucleotides long. RefSeq lists its product as uncharacterized. Gene Ontology annotation, cellular component: cell periphery. The transcript is spliced from 9 exons. Bases 814 to 5316 code for a protein of 1500 amino acids. The record is from RefSeq and is a predicted model, not a curated record. Lineage: Eukaryota; Metazoa; Arthropoda; Insecta; Diptera; Muscidae.
UUGGCAUGGAUGCUUGAAAUCAAAAGUCGCUUAAAAUUGAAAAUUGCACAUAUUUGCCAAGCUAAAACGGAAACGUAAAGUAUUUCAAUCAUUGGCAAUGGGGCUUUGGCUGCUCUUUGAGCGCACAUCAUUCACUCACACUGAGUUUGACAUUAGUGCCAUGAAUUAAAACCAAAUUAACACAGCCAUAAAGGAGAGGGACAAUAAAAAAAAAAAAAAAUUUCAUUAAUAUUCUUGGCACCGAGGCAAGGAAAAGCAAGCAAGAAGACCAAAACUCCUCUACUCAUCCCUCCUGUGAUAUGUAAAACAAUGAGGCGAGAAAGGACUUUUUGUGCUGCCAUCAUCAUCCUUGUCAACACCAUCAUCAUCACUUGAGGGCCAAGCCUUCAUAUGUUGACAUUUUGAAUGAAGCAGAGCUGCCACCAAAAUACCCUUAAGUAUCUGCUGCGAACAAAUCUGCAGGAAGUAUUGGUCCAAGGCAACUCAAACAAAACAGGGCCUUAAGCCAAGCCUGCUAGUGCUAUUAUAACAAUCAACAAGCCCAUAAACCACUGGUGCUCCCCGGUACCCCCCCCAAAAAAAAAAAAAAAAAAAAAAAACUAAAUAGAGUGCCCCAAAUAUUCUGGCAAAGCCUAAAAGGUCUUUAGCCAUUAAGCUGGGAGGCCUUUGCUCUCUUUCUCUCACUUUGAUUCAAUAGGAGGGAACACUUGAUGUUAAUAAGUGUUAGCAGGCAAAGCUGCUGAUGUGGUGGUUGUUGUCAUUGUUGUCCUUAGCGCUUUGAGGCUUUUGUUCGCCAACGCUUAUUUAUUUGCAAUGUGCGGCUACAUGCUAAACAAUAGCAGCAUUAACAGCAAUAUUAAAAGCUUCUUUACAUUACAACCGAUUUCGUCAGCAACACCAACAAUAUCACAAGCAACAACAACAACAACUACAAAAACAAGGAGAAGAACAAGAACAACAAAAACAAUAACAAAACAGACAUUGUCAACGGGCACGUCCUACUCCCCAUACUACUCCCCAUGCACUACUACAAUAGGCCCAACAACAUUGCCAUCACCUUCAUCAUCAUCAACAACAACGGCGAGGCAAUCUGGUAAUGCAUCCCCUUUUCUACCAUCCCCAUUAUCGACAGCAUCUACAACCACAACAGCAACAAUAGCAACAGCCUCCAGUUAUUAUCCUGCCAAAUAUUCAUUUUUCAAACACUCAUCAUCGCCAUCAGCCCACGGAAGAUGUUCGCAGUGUGUUGGCAUGGGAAGCUGCUGCAAACGCUCCACACGCAAUAUCAUCAUCAGACCGCCAACCGCAUCCGCAUCCCUAUUGAGAAGUUGCGCCGCACCAUCGUUUGACAAGUGGCAAAUUUUUGUCUUAUCAAUAAUUAUUUUAUUAUUAUGUUGCACAAGUCACGUGCUGGCAAUCCGAAAGGGUCGUCUCAUGACUCCAAGCACAUUUACUGCUUUAAGCGGAGAUCUACAUGUACAGAUACAAUUUUCCUUAGACCAAGAGGACAAUGAUACGCUGGGACAGCACCAACAGCAGCAACAGCAACCUGCUCAGCAGGAAACUUCAACAACAUCACGCACCAUUGGCUCAACCAACCAAAGAACAUCAAGUGGGGAUAGGGAUAAGGCCACAUUAGGGGUAGAGAACUUCAUAACAAAUACUUUGGUCAUUAGCAAAUACAUUGAGGAAGAUGUAGGAAUGCCAGUUGUGGUCGAGGGGGAGAUAACGACUGCAACACCAACUAAUGCACCGCCUCUGGCCACCACUGCAUCGGCUGCAUCGUCAUCAUCAAAUGAUAGCCUCCCCUUGCAACGCAAACGCAAGGAAAUCAUACAAAAUAUUCCCGUGUAUCCUGAUCCCCGUCACAAUGUCACCCAGGUGGCAGUACCCUGUCAGACUUUUAUGUUUGGUGGUCUUUAUGAAAUGCAAUUGGUCUCCAAUCUACAAACCACCAAUAAAUCAGCAAUGCCAGAGUCGAUGGGCAAGACAGAGGCCACACCUGCCAUGACCACCACCACGCUAAUACCAGCCACCGAUGAACGUUUGCGCCAGACUCUGGAUGUGCGAUGGCCCAGUGCCGAAAUGAUUGUUAGCCCUGUACGCCUAACCACAUAUCCGGAUAGUCCCGUUGAGGUAGAACUGCGUUUUCCCGAAGUUAACUGUGACAACGCCUGGAAGCGAGAAGAUCUUCCCGAAUUCUGGCUAGAGCUUAUCUAUUGUGGCAAAGAGCGGGCUUGUUCUCAACUCAUGCCCCAGAAUGUCUCCAAAUCCAGCAUACUCUUUGCCGAGCAGGUGCGAGGCUUUCCCAAACAGAAAUCCUUUAAAUUGUCCUGUGACCUCUUUGGAUUGGCAGGCAAUUAUGCCGUCCAGCUGAGACCUAUGGUGCCUGCUCCUCAUUUACCCAUAACUCGUAGAUUUCUCUCCGUCGAUUGGAGUGACAAAUAUGUCUUCAAUGUCUAUGCGCGCAGCAUAUUUCCCUGUGAUCCCCAUACCGGCAUAGGGGUUCUCUAUGAAUAUCCCAGCUGUAUUUUGGAACAAGGUGACCGAGUUAGGGUCUAUGCUAAGCUGAGGGCAGAUGUAGCUUCACUCAAGCCUCCCACCACUUUGCAUUACAUAGCCGAACAGCGGGUAGUUAAGAAUCUGUACUCGCUGUAUUUUAGCUGCGAACUCUUUACGGAGAAAUAUGUGGAGUAUUGUUUUGUCUAUGUCACCCAGGCUAUAUCGGGAGCUGUGGCCGAUGUGAGAAUGGAUUGUGUGCCCACGUUGCCGGUGAAAGAAUCUGACACAGGAGGCUGGGGCCCUUGGAGUGAAUGGACACCCUGUUCGACGAACUGUCUGGGUGGCACAAGAAAUCGUUAUCGCUUUUGUGAUUCUCCACCUCCGCGUUAUGGCGCGAAAUUUUGCGAGGGACCCUCAGUGCAAACCGAAAAAUGUGGUCAAUCCAUUGGUGAUACUUGGGAUUGUAUUUACGAAACAAGUGGCACGGCAGCCAGUAAGAAUCGUACAGAUGUCACACAGGAAAUCGGUCCUGGUUGCCGCUGUGGCUGCAUUGUUCAUUUGGGAGCCUCCAAACCCAAACGUAUUAUAGCAGGGGCCACACAAAGCUGUCCGGGACGAUCAUUUUGGUUGUUACAGGUGGAUGGCGAAGAGACAAUUGCAUUGCAGUUAAGCUUUCUACGUUUGCCGUGUGCCACACAAUACAUCAAAAUCCGUGAUGGACCAUCAUUGUCAUCCACUUUGCUGAUAGAAAUGCAGGGUGGCACCAGCAGCAACACAAAUGGAGGCAAUGGCGCCAGCAAUGCAAUGGAUUUACCAAUUUUUGUUGAAUCCAGCGGUGCUCAGCUAUUGUUGGAAUUUUAUGCUGGCGAAGAGGGUGGCGGCAGUAUAGCAAACAAUACGGAAAUUCAUACGGGUCUGAUAUGUACUGGAGGAUUUUUGGCUAAUAUCGAACAAAUUGGCAAAAAUUCCUCUUCCGCCACACGUCCUCUAAUAGCAGCCACCGGACUAACGGUAAAGAGUAGAGCUUACCUAUUGAAACCCAAAUCGAAAUCGAAAUUUACUUUGGUACAUCUGAGUGCCAUAGUAUUUGCCACCAUUAUCAUACUAAUCAGUGCUUUAUUGGGUGCCCAAUAUGUGGUACGCUAUCGCAAAUAUCAUUUGGCCAUUGCUAGGCGUCGUGAUGAGGGAUCUCGUCUUCAUACCCCUUGUGCUUCUAUGACUUCCUUGCAAUGUCCUCCCUCGAGGGCCAUGUCUACCACUACCUUGAUAUCGGAGGUCAUCUAUAUGGUUAAAAUGCGUCCCAAACAUCAGUUGAGACACUCCAUACUACGCGAGAGUGUAGAUGCUGAAAAUUUGGCCCGAGAAACUGAAAUGAAUGAGUCCAUCAUUAAGGAGCCCAUUCGGAAGUGUGUCGAAGAAUUUGGCAGCAAUGGAUCUAUAGUCACCCUGCGCAAUGAAAUACCUACCACAAAAAGCAUUAGUAGAACACCGUCCAUCGAAGAGGGCAUAACAAAUGGUUCGAUUGAAGAUUCCAAUGGCGAAGAUGAUGAUCCUCGCAAUGCCACCUUAAAGCGUAAGGACAGUGGCAAGGAUUCGGAGAGCAUUAUAUCAUCAGGAAUGUCUUCGAUCUGCAAUAGUCCGCCCAUGAAUACAAAACGUAGUAGCAAAUAUUCAGAACGCUAUGAUGAAGCUACACUGAAGAUGACCAACUCCUAUAUGGAGGAGAAGACAGAUUGUGAGUCGCUGAAGUCACUGAUAAUGCACCAGCAAAGAGGAAAUCCCAGAUGCAGUAGUGUGAAUUUAACGAAUGGCUGCUACUCGCCUGCGGCCAGCAUUAUCAGCUCUGCCACCAUACGCAGCACCAAUGCCAAGGAGAGUAAAGAGAAACAAAAUCUCAAAAAGCUGUUGGCCCGGCCAGGCUCCGAAUUUUCGUUGGGCACCCAGGAAGACUUUGAAUUGGACUACUAUGAUUACAAUGUGACCAAUGCAGGGGCAGCUCCUGGCUCCUAUUUGGGCAUGGAUCCUGCCUAUUUGAUAUGGAUACCCCCCUUUGAUGACAUACCUGAUUCGCCAGAAAGAGAUGACGACAAAACCCCAGAGCCCAUGAACGAUGAGGGUCAACCACUAUAUGGAGAAAUCAAAAUGCCCAAAUAUGGUCAUUUUCUAAGCCCUCAUAGUCACACCAACUCCAGCAACAAUACCACCACCAAUACUAGCCCUACUUCAGAUGAAGUGUCGCCCCUGAAUAGCAAUCUCCAUUCAAAGGCUACCACACCCUCAGAGAGCGAUUUCAAAAAUUGUCUCAUACGCAAAGCCAUAUCAUCGCAUUCGCAGAAUUCCACCAAACAAUCAACGCCAUAUCUAACGCGUAAAAGACGCAAACAACAAAGGCAGCAAUCCAAAUCUGCGGCUUCUUUGGGCAAUGCCACCAAGGAAGAGACCAUACCGCUGCAAGAGUUAAACGUCACCAAAUCUGACAGGAAUUUGUUGCUGCAUGCAGCUACCACCUGCCCUCAAGAAACUGAUGGAAUUUUGGAGACCGAUUCCAUGAAUGGCUCCUACAUAGAAAAGGAAACCUCUGUGGUGAAGUCUCCAAGUGAUUUGGAAAGAUAUUCCGCCCUGGAUGACAUACAAUUUGCUGAUGAGAGUGAAAGUGAUCAUGAUGCUUCGAUGAGGCCAAAUAAUAGUGAGCGUAAAUUGUCAGCAAAAGAGAUUUUAGCGGAAGAGUGCAAAUUGGUAAGAGAGUUGAAAAAGGUUAGCAACACUCUCAUACAUCAGAGUCAAACUAAGACCAUGAGAAGGACACAGGUUUAGGGAAAAUAAAGGAGAAAAUUAAGUGAGAAUAGCAAGUGAAGGAUGUUAAGGGAAUUCAAAGGCAGAACCAGCAGUUAAGGCAUUGUAACUUAAUUGCCGCUAUAGGUAAUUUAUGAUCUACUGUCAGAUCAUUCUUGAGUGCUCUUAUCUCUUCUAUUGGGGGUUUA